AGCAGAGAGCGCAGCCGAGCGCCCGGCCCCCCCGCCCUCAUGCUGCACACCGAGAGGAAGAGCCCGGCCAGGCCCAGGGAAGAGAAGGAACCACCAUCGAUACUAGUCACCAGAGAGGACAGUGCAGCCGAAGGAAACAGACCCGUGGCCUCCACUCCAGUGCCCGGCUCCCCCUGGUGCGUGGUCUGGACGGGCGACGACCGGGUUUUCUUCUUCAACCCGACGAUGCAGCUGUCCGUGUGGGAGAAGCCUGUGGACCUGAAGAGCCGCGGGGACCUGGACAGGAUCAUCGAGGACCCCCCCCACAAACGCAAGCUGGAGGCGCCGACACCCGACCACAGCGAUGGGUCUCAGUCUGAGGACGGCAGGGGAGACCGGAACCUGAGGACCAAGAGGAACCGGACAGAAGGCCAUGGGAGUCCUGGGCCGGAGGAGGCAGAAGGACAGGACAAGGGUGCCGGGACGCCGCUGCCCCAGAUCCUCCUGCCACUGGAGGAGCGGGUGACCCACUUCCGAGACAUGCUGCUGGAGCGAGGGGUGUCAGCGUUUUCUACCUGGGAGAAAGAAUUACAUAAAAUCGUGUUUGAUCCACGCUACCUCCUGCUAAACUCGGAGGAGCGGAAGCAGAUAUUCGAACAGUUCGUCAAGACAAGGAUAAAAGAAGAAUACAAGGAGAAGAAAAGCAAACUGCUGCUCGCCAAAGAAGAAUUCAAAAAGCUUCUGGAGGAGUCUAAGGUGUCACCCAGGACCACAUUUAAGGAAUUUGCGGAGAAGUACGGCCGGGAUCAAAGGUUUCGACUUGUUCAAAAAAAGAAGGACCAGGAGCAUUUUUUCAAUCAAUUCAUCCUUAUCCUUAAGAAACGGGACAAGGAAAACAGACUCAGGCUACGGAGAAUGAGAUGAGUGUGUAAGCAGCGCGACAAGCCAGGUGCGGGGCGCGGGGCGCGGGGCGCGGGCUGCUCUCCGGGGGUUACUGUUUCAUAUUGAAGCUCUUUUGUACGACGUUCCGAGUUUGACGCAUUUCUAAUUGCCGUGGUAGGUCGCUCCCUUAAUUGUUUUAAUUAUGCAAAUUCCUUGUAAUAUAUACAAAUUAUAAAUCUGCUGCGGGUUUGUAACUCAGCAGAAACAUCUAUAACCGUCUCCAGGCGUUUUCAUGAGUUGAGCCGAUUAUCUGAAACUUUUCUGGAAACCUUCGUGCUUCCUCGAUGCCGAGCUCCUUCCUCAAGUGUGCUAGGUCUCGGUGCCGUGUUCUGAGUAGUAGCCGUAGGACAUUCAUCACCAAUCAUAGUGACGACCGUGAGCAUCUCUGCACGUGGACCCUGGACCCCUGCAGGAGUCAACGGGCAUCGCCUUGUUCCCAAGGGGGUGCCGGGCCCGGAGAGGAUGGCUGCACUGCCAGAGGUCCUACUUAAAAUGGAAUUAUUUUGUACAAAAUCAUCAUAUUAAUAUUUGAGUUAUUUUUAUUGUAUGCCCAGAGUUUGCAUGAGAUUUUUCUCAUCAUCUUUGUAUAAAAAGAAUUUUAAAUUUUUUUUAAUUAAUA
Lutra lutra (Eurasian river otter) is the source of this 1540-nucleotide messenger RNA. Its product is annotated as transcription elongation regulator 1-like protein. The transcript has 8 exons. Bases 40 to 903 code for a protein of 287 amino acids. The record is from RefSeq and is a predicted model, not a curated record. NCBI's taxonomy places the organism in Eukaryota, Metazoa, Chordata, Mammalia, Carnivora, Mustelidae. Gene Ontology annotation, molecular function: transcription coregulator activity; RNA polymerase binding. Gene Ontology annotation, cellular component: nucleus.